AUGCCUGCCCUGAAAGCUGCCAAAGAUUUUGAUAUUUUUAUUCCACGUGGAGAUAACAUCACGAUUAAAAUAAACCGUGGGGCCGGAGCUCAGCCAACAAAAUUCUGCAACAUUGUUUUCCAGAGAAAACGUUUCCUCACAUUGGCCAUCAAACCUGAUGUAAGAACCGUCUUUAGCUUUGACUGCCCUGAUCCAGAGAAGCAUUAUGUCCUAGAAGUCGAGAAGAAUAUUGACUGCAUGUCAGGUCCGUGUCCUUUUGGAGAAGUGCAACUCCAGCCUUCAAGAUUACCUGCCCUAAACAGAACAUUCACCUGGAUUGUGAAAGCUAGCCCAAGAGUCGGCCUCGAGCUGCAGUUCUCCAGCCCUCGGUUGAAACAAAUUGGUCCAGGAGACACUUGCCCAGACUUGGUUACCUAUAACAUCAGUGGCUCUAUUGAGAAGACAGCUUUCAACAUUGGAACCUUCUGUAGCAAUGGCACAAUCUCACGCAUCAAGGUGCAAGGAGGAGUCAAGUUGGCCUUAUACUUACCAUGGAAUGAACAUAGAAACUUUUCUGGUUUCAAUAUUACAAACCGGUCUUCUAUAAAACGACUCUGCAUCAUUGAAUCUGUGUUUGAAGGAGAGGGCUCAGCAACCCUGAUGUCCGCCAACUACCCCAAUGGGUUCCCAGAAGAUGAGCUCAUGUCAUGGCAAUUUGUCAUCCCUCCUCACCUCCGAGCCAGUGUAUCUUUCCUCAACUACACCCUCUCCAACUGUGAGAGGAAGGAGGAAAGGGUCGAGUACUAUAUCCCAGGAUCACACACGAAUCCAGAGGUGUUUCAACUUGGAGAUAAGCAGCCCGGUAACAUGGCUGGGAAUUUCAACCUGUCCCUACAAGGCUGCGAUCAGGAUUCCCAAAGCCCUGGGGCCCUCCGACUGCUCUUUGAAGUUUUGGUUCAGCACCCUCAGAAUGAAAGCAACAAGGUCUACACAAUUGACUUAAGCAAUGAAAGAGCCAUGUUGCUGACCAUUGAGCCAAGACCAGUGAAGAUGAGCCGGCACUUCGUUCCUGCCUGCUUAAUCUGCCAGGGGCCUCGAAGAUGCAGCUCUAACCUGACCCUGACAGCUGGCAACAAAUAUGAGAUUUCUUUCCUUUGUGAUGAUAUGAGCCGCCUGUGGAUCCUUGCGGAAAAAACAAUCAGUUGUACAGACAUCGGAUACUGUAUCAGGAAGAGCUACCAUCUUCUUGUCCCCAGUGACAUCAUCCAGCUGCCUGUUCAGCUACGUGACUAUACAUGGAAGCUGCUAGUUCCAAAGGACAAAAUCAGCCUCCAGAUGACCCCUGCCCAGAAGCUUCAGCAGCACACUCAUGAUAAAAACUGUGAGACCACGUUCAGCUAUGUGCUAUCCAGUACCAGUCAAGGCCAGAACCUCCAUUUUGGUUCCUUCUGCCCUGGGGGGUCCAUUGAGAAGAUUCAGGUGAAAACAAACAUCUCUGUGGUCCUCAGAACAUUUUUGCCAGGGUUCUCUAGAGAAUCUUUCAAACAGGGGAUGACGGUGACAUUUACACACUCUCUCAAAGAUGAAGGCGUUUUUACUGUGACCCCAAACUCCACCACCAAAGUUUACCUGAGGACCCCUAACUGGGAUCGAGGCCUGCCCCCUCUAACCUCCGUGUCUUGGAACAUAUCAGUGCCUAACAAUCAGGUGGCCCGCCUGACAUUCUCCAAGGAACGAAUGGGCGUAUCCUGUGAGACAGGCCGGGCCUUCAUGAUCAUUCAGGAGCAAAAGUCAAAGGCCGAAGAGAUUGUCAGCCGAGAUGAUGAGCUGCUGCCCAAGCCCAGAGACUUACAUCACAACUUCUGGGUCAACAUUUCCAAUUGCAGCCCAAUGAAUGGCAAACAACUAGAUCUCCAGUUCUGUGUGUCUCUCACCCCAAGGAAGAUAGACAUGAUGGUGAUCAUCCUUGCUGCUGUGGGUGGUGGAGCAACACUGCUCUUUGCUCUGGGACUUCUCAUUUGCUAUGCUAAAAAGAGCAAGAAAAAGAAGAAGGUUAGCAAGAGCCCUGCGGUGGGCAUAUACAAUGGCAAUAUCAACACUCAGAUGCCCGGGCAGGUCGGUAAGUUCCAGAAAGGGCGCAAAGACAAUGACUCUCACGUCUAUGCAGUCAUCGAUGACACCAUGGUAUAUGGGCAUUUGCUCAAUGGAUCAAAUGGGUCCUCCACCAGUCCAGAAGUGGAUGUGUAUCGACCCUUCCAGGGCCCCAUGGGAGACAGACCUCCUUCCCCACCUCCCAUCUGCUCCAGGAUCUCUACAAGGAAACUACACCCAGAGGACCCUCUCCCAUUCCUCCUUCCUGAGUCUGAUGGGGAACCUUAUACUUUCUCUCAUCCCAAAAAGGUAGAGCUCAAAAGCAAUGGAGACAAUGAGAUACCCUUGUUGGAAAAGAAGGCACUAGAAGAUGUCAUAGAAUAACUUGGAAUCACCCCCUCCCCCACAAAAGAGUGCCUCAAAAACUCUACCAAGAGGCUCCUGAGUCAUCCUCACAGGAAGACAAGGAAAGAAGAGAUUUUAUGGUAGAAACAAGAGGGUAAAUUCCAGAAAAUAUCUCCAGAUGAACUAAUUCUAGUGGUAUCAAAUCAAAUUGGUAACCAUGUUGUUGUUUUUUAUUUGGAUACAACGGUCAGAGUUCAUGGUUUUAUUAAAAACUUGCACGGGAAAUAAAGACUGAAGGAUCUGGGAUUCACUAGCCUGUGCAUGUCAGACAAUGGAACCAGGAAGUGUAAGAGCCCAGGAAUGAGGCACUGGAAGCUUUGAAGAGUGAAGGGGCUGAGUCAUGCAGAGGCCUGAGUUCUUGGGUCUGGGUGCCCAGAAUGAUCCAUUUCAUGAACUCAAGGGUCUGCCUCUCCUCUGAUGGGGACUCCUUGGUGCAGAUGUGACUUUACAAAAAAAAAAACCAAACAACUUAUUUACUUGUGAAUUUGAAAGUCAGAAUGGGUAAAGAAUUCUCCUCAGUGGCUUAGCAAGAAAGAUGUGCUGAUUAUCUGGGGUGGUUAGAUUUGGGAGUCUACUAACCUGGAGGCAAAAAAAAAAAAUGUGACUGUUGUGGCUUCUUUCAAAGUUAAAGUACUUUGGGUUCUCUUUGGUCAGUCAAAUUAGAUACGUGGUUUCAGGGCAAGUAGGAUGUGUGCCAUCAUAGACUUAUAGGUAGAAAGGGCUUUAGAGGUUGUCUAGUACAAGCCCCUCGCUUUACAGGUAAGGAAACUGAGACUCAAAGAAAUAACUAUAUACACAUAUGUAGAUGUUUGCAUAUAUGCACAUACAUAUGUGUGUGCACAUGCAUAUGUGUACAUGCAUAUACAUGUGUGUAUGUGCUUCAACACAUUGAUCACUGGUCCCCUUUGCCUCUUUUACUCUCCCAUGGUUCUCUAGCCCCAUU
Molecule: messenger RNA, 3418 nt
Organism: Dromiciops gliroides (monito del monte)
Lineage: Eukaryota; Metazoa; Chordata; Mammalia; Microbiotheria; Microbiotheriidae
Gene: CDCP1
Product: CUB domain containing protein 1
Exons: 9
Coding region: 1-2454 (817 amino acids)
Source: RefSeq, a predicted model, not a curated record